AUGCCGAACCGGAAGAACAACAAUCAACACCCGAGGAAGAACAACCGCCGCCGGAAGCUAGAGGAAGGAGGAAUCCAGCGCGUAACUGUCGACGGCCGCCAUCCUUACAAGCAACAUUCAGUAAAAAGAAGAGGCAACCAAAAGUUAGCUCCCAAGUUUUUCGGGCCUUUCCCAAUAGUGGCCAAUGUGGGCAAGGUAGCUUACAGGUUGCAGUUACCUCAAGGGUCCAAACUGCACCCCACUUUUCAUGUUUCUCAACUCAAGAGAGUUGUUGUGCAUCUAGUGGAGUUGCCUAUAGUUGCAUCUGAUGGAUCUAUGGUGAAAGAAUCUGCUCGGAUUUCAGACGGGAGGGUUGAAGUGAGGGAAUUGUGCAGUUACAAAAUCGUUGGUUGA
Messenger RNA from Gossypium raimondii (Peruvian cotton), 393 nucleotides. RefSeq lists its product as uncharacterized. The transcript has 2 exons. The record is from RefSeq and is a predicted model, not a curated record. The coding region runs from base 1 to 393 and encodes 130 amino acids. Lineage: Eukaryota; Viridiplantae; Streptophyta; Magnoliopsida; Malvales; Malvaceae.